Molecule: messenger RNA, 1932 nt
Organism: Blumeria graminis f. sp. triticale
Lineage: Eukaryota; Fungi; Ascomycota; Leotiomycetes; Helotiales; Erysiphaceae
Source: the annotation of a GenBank genome assembly
AUGAGAGGUCCUAUCAUGGACAUGACUUCCAUAACCCCAAUCUCGUCUUUUCGCCCCACCCUUGAUGUUGAACAAGGCUCUCAAUCUUCGUCAAGUAACUCUCCAGUGCAACAAUAUUACGAAGAAUCUGAUUUCUACGCCGGUAAUAACGAUUCUCAAUCCUCUCUUGGAGUCGCAAUUACGUCACAGGGCCCUACAAUGCCAGAACCAUUGUGUUCUCCUGCAAAUAGACUGCCUGCCGAGGUAUUAAUCGGUAUUUUCUCUAAACUCAGUCAUCAACAAGACUUGCUCAACUGUAUGCGGGUUUCGAAACGAUGGGCUCGGAAUAGUGUAGAUCAGCUGUGGCACAGACCUGCCUGUACAACUUGGGCUAAACAUAGCUCAAUUUGUAGAACGCUUUCUCUUCCAAAUCCAUAUUUUUUAUAUCGAAAUUUUAUUAAACGUUUAAAUCUUGCUGGGCUAGCUGAAGGAGUAAAUGAUGGUAGUGUUUUGCCAUUAGCUGUUUGCAAUCGGGUAGAGAGACUCACAUUAACCGGUUGCGAGGGACUAUCAGACAAUGGACUCAUGAGUUUACUAGAUGGGAACCAGCACUUACUGGCUUUAGAUAUUUCAGGAGACCUCCAGAUUACUGAACGCUCCAUGGAAGUACUCGCCAAAAACUGUCCCCGAUUACAAGGUCUAAACAUAACUGGCUGCAUUAGAAUUUCUUCGACAUCGAUGGCACUUGUGGCAGAUAAGUGCCGGUAUAUCAAAAGGCUGAAACUAAACGAUUGCAAUCAACUCGAUGACACGGCAAUUAUCGAAUUUGCAAAGAAAUGCCCUCACAUUCUUGAGAUCGAUCUCCAUCAAUGCAAAAACAUAGGCAACGAAUCUGUCACUGCUCUCCUUCAAAACGGGAAAUCACUACGUGAACUACGACUUGCAAAUUGUGACCUUAUCUCUGAUUCCGCCUUUUUAUCUUUGCCUAUCGAUCGUAAAUACGAAAACUUGCGAAUCCUAGACCUCACAUUUUGUGCUCGUCUUACGGAUCGUGCAGUAGAGAAAAUUAUAAAAGUAGCACCCAGACUUCGAAAUGUUGUAUUUGCCAAGUGUAGGCUAUUAACUGAUGUUGCUAUCGACGCAAUUAGUAGUCUUGGGAAGAAUUUACAUUACCUACACCUCGGACAUUGCGUUCAAAUCACUGACAAGUCCAUCAUAAAUCUUGUCGCCUCUUGCAACCGCAUUCGUUACAUAGAUCUAGGUUGUUGCACCCACUUGACCGACAUUUCAAUAGCUAAACUAGCAUCAUUACCAAAACUAAGAAGAAUUGGGCUUGUUAAGUGUAAUGCGAUAACAGACGCAAGCGUUAUUGCCUUGGCGCGAGGUUCUCGAUUUGAGUCUCAGCACCAAUCAGAAGCAUCUAAGCAAUCUGGGCUAGGAUCUCAAAGCUGGAUAAACCCGAUGAAUGCAUUCUUAGAAGAGAACCCAUUAAGUUCUAGUAGUUUGGAAAGAGUCCACCUCAGCUACUGUACUAAUUUGACAUUGGGUAGCAUCAUAUACCUUCUGAACAAUUGCGUCAAGCUCACUCACUUGAGCUUAACUGGAGUACAGGCGUUUCUACGAAAUGAUCUAGAACAAUUCUGUCGGGACGCACCACCAGAGUUCACGGAGCAUCAGAGAAACGUAUUUUGUGUGUUCUCUGGCCAGGGAGUCGUAGCUCUUCGGAAAUACCUCAACAGUCUCGCCAAUACCUCCGUUGCCGAUAUCAUAAAUGUUGAUGAGGAUGAGAACGGCUCUACUAUGGUCGAGGAUCUUCCUACACACAAUAGAAGGAGUACAAACUAUGCUGCAUUGGCUAUUCCGCGUGUCUUAAUUUAUGAUGGCGACCGCGAUCAUGAGCAUGAAGAGAGCGGUAUCGCACUUAACGAAAACUUCUACAGUGGUGGGAGAUAG